This is a messenger RNA of Dentiscutata heterogama, 120 nucleotides long. NCBI's taxonomy places the organism in Eukaryota, Fungi, Glomeromycota, Glomeromycetes, Diversisporales, Gigasporaceae. The record is from the annotation of a GenBank genome assembly.
AUGACUCUUCCCGCGAUAAUCUUACAUGUAUCAUCUGGCAAACGAGAAUCACCAAUUGGUGGAACUCCAAAUGAUUUUAUUGAUCUUUAUAGCGAAGCUUGGAGUGAUAGAAUUCGAUAG